This is a messenger RNA of Panonychus citri (citrus red mite), 1884 nucleotides long. RefSeq names its product RAC serine/threonine-protein kinase-like (gene Akt). The transcript is spliced from 7 exons. Lineage: Eukaryota; Metazoa; Arthropoda; Arachnida; Trombidiformes; Tetranychidae. The coding region runs from base 229 to 1686 and encodes 485 amino acids. Gene Ontology annotation, biological process: protein phosphorylation. Gene Ontology annotation, molecular function: ATP binding; protein serine/threonine kinase activity. The record is from RefSeq and is a predicted model, not a curated record.
AUCAACUUGUUUUUAUUUUCGUUUGGUAUUAUUGUAUUUUUGGUUUUUCUCUCCUUCUCUCUCAUAAUUUACAUGGAAUAUCAAAAUUAAAUGUAAUUGUUAUUCUGUUAAAUUGAUCAUCUUUUUCUCUUUCAACAGUGUCUCGUGUCUCUUUCUCCCUACCUUGCUUACUUUUUUCUUCUUUAUCUUAUUAUUCUAUCUCUGACUUGUCUUGAUCAAAUUUUUACUAUGUUAACAAACAUUCCAGAGCCCAAGUUAAUUAAGGAAGGAUGGCUUUUAAAAAGAGGUGAACACAUUAAAAAUUGGAGGCCAAGGUAUUUUAUUCUAUAUGAUAAUGGUGAUCUCAAAGGAUUUAAACAAAAACCUGAAAGAGAUUUUGGUGAACCUUUAAAUCGUUUCACUGUUAGAGGAUGUCAGGUGUUUAAAAUUGAAAAAUCAAAGCCUUAUACCUUUCUGUUGAAAGGUCUCCAUUGGUCAAGUGUUAUUGAAAGGACUUUCUGUACUGACACUGAUUCUGACAGAAAUGAAUGGUGCCAAGCCAUUGAACAUGUUGCCUCCGUUAUGUCGGCUAAUGAUGAUCAGGAUAUGUACAUAGAUAUGGAUCUCAAGGAAGAUGAAGAUAUGAGCAGUAGACUCAACAUAACCCGUAACAGUUCAUCAUCAAGGGACAGAAAAAUUAGUAUCGAAGAUUUUGAGUUCAUCAAAGUUCUGGGCAAAGGAACUUUUGGCAAAGUAAUAUUGUGCCAAGAGAAAGCAAGUCGAAUGCUUUACGCAAUGAAAGUGCUAAAGAAAGAAGUGAUCAUCGCUAAAGACGAAGUAACCCACACAUUAACCGAAAACCGAGUCCUAAAGAAUACUAAACAUCCUUUUUUAAUUACACUAAAAUAUUCAUUUCAAACAGAUCUACGUCUAUGUUUCGUAAUAGAAUAUGUUAAUGGGGGUGAAUUGUUUUUCCAUCUGUCAAAGGAGAGGAUAUUUACCGAAGAUAGAACAAGAUUUUAUUCCAGUGAGAUACUUUUAGCUCUCGAUUAUCUUCAUUCACAAGGAAUAAUAUACAGAGACUUAAAGUUGGAAAACUUACUUCUAGAUAAAGAUGGUCAUAUUAAGAUUGCCGAUUUUGGCCUUUGUAAGGAAGACAUUAAUUGGGGUACAACAACUAAAACCUUUUGUGGGACACCCGAGUAUUUGGCUCCAGAGGUAUUGGAAGACUCUGAUUAUGGUCGAGCUGUUGAUUGGUGGGGAUUGGGUGUUGUUACGUAUGAAAUGAUGUGUGGCCGUUUACCUUUCUAUGAUCGUGAUCAUGAUGUUCUAUUUGAACUUAUUUUAAUCGAAGAGGUCAAAUUCCCAAGGAAUCUUUCAGUUGAAGCUAAAAGUCUUCUGUCUGGUUUACUCAAUAAAGAUCCGAAACAACGUCUCGGCGGUGGACCUGAUGAUGCUAAAGAGAUCAUGGUUCAUCCAUUUUUCGCCGGUGUCAAUUGGCAAGAUGUCCUCGAGAAGAAGGUUUCUCCGCCAUUUAAACCCGCCGUUACAUCCGAUACGGACACUAGAUAUUUUGACUCUGAAUUUACCGGUGAAUCAGUUAAAUUAACACCACCUAGAGAUCCAACUAAUUUGAAUUCCAUAUCGGAAGAGGAUGAAUUGCCUUAUUUCCAACAAUUCUCCUAUCAUGGCAGCACAGGAGCUUGAUUGACCAAGCAAUCAAAUGAAGCUUUUUUUACAAGUCGAUAAAAUGGCAAAUCAAAUUGUUACCAAUUGCAAUUAACUUUUAAUUUUAACUUUCUUUUUAUUAUUAUAAUUAUUAUUACUUUAAUUAUCUAAUUUUGUUUGAUAAUGAUGAUACAAUGUUACAAUUUAAUUAAUAAUAAACUCCCUCUAUCUCCUUAA